GACGCUGAAGAAGCUGUACUGUGCAAAUCCUCCGUUUGAAUGGGGCUAUGUUCAGUAAGAUUGCGCAACACACGAGCGAGUGACCGAUUGGCCACCGUUGUUUGACUAGCCCCCCACCAUUGUACGCCCAUUUCUAACUUUAAACUUUGCUAUCCAGAGGGCUACUGAAACAGUUCCACGGGAAAAGAGUGAACUCGUACAACGCAAACGCAGUCUGAUACUUAACGAUGGGUGAAAUAAGUUACAAUGCCGAGUUACCCGAACUCACAGAAUUUUUCCAAUUGGAACCCAGCCUGCGUCAGUUUGAAGGAGACUUCCGUCGCAGGUACAGGCUGUUUGAAGAGCGCCUGUCCCAGGUGGAGCGGACGGAGGGAGACUUUGAUAAUUUCACGAAGAGCUACCAGUCGUACGGCGCGCAGCGGCAGCCCAACAACGGCAUGUUCUUCAGGGAAUGGGCACCGGGGGCCAAGGAACUCUACCUGACUGGAGACUUCAACAACUGGAACAAAACCUCUCAUCCUUUCACCAAGAAGGACUUCGGGAAAUGGGAGCUCUACCUCCCGCCGAGACGAGACAAGUCUCCAGCCGUUGCGCACGAGUCCAAACUUAAGCUUGUUAUCCUAACCGAAGAGGGAGAAUACUUGUUUCGGAUCUCCCCCUGGGCCAAGUAUGUCACAAAGAUGCUAGAUUCGGUCACAUAUGAUUGGAUUCACUGGGAUCCCAUUCAUCCUUACUUGCUCCAGCACCCCCGGCCCACCAAGCCCAGCAGCCUGCGCAUAUACGAGGCUCACGUGGGCAUAGCCUCACCCAAGCAGGAGAUCGCCACCUACAAGAACUUCACCCUUAACGUUCUCCCACGCAUUAAAGAUUUGGGCUACAACUGCAUUCAGCUUAUGGCAGUAAUGGAGCAUGCUUAUUAUGCAAGCUUUGGGUACCAAGUCACCAACUUCUUCGCCGCCUCCAGUCGCUUUGGUACUCCUGAGGACCUGAAGAGGCUGGUGGACACCGCCCACUCUCUGGGCAUCACAGUCGUCCUGGACGUGGUCCACAGCCACGCCUCCAGCAACACGGACGACGGCCUCAACCGGUUCGACGGCACCGACUCGUGCUUUUUCCACGGGGGUCCCCAGGGGAAACACUCACACUGGGGCAGCCGGCUCUUCAACUACUCCAGCUGGGAGGUCUUCCGUUUCCUGUUGUCAAACUUACGCUGGUGGAUGGAGGAGUAUCGCUUUGACGGCUUCCGCUUCGAUGGUGUCACAUCCAUGUUGUACCACCAUCAUGGAAUCGGCAUGACUUUCGGAAAAGGCUACAGUGAAUAUUUCGGCAUGCAUAUGGAUGAGGACGCGCUGGUCUACUUGAUGGUGUCCAAUCAUUUCCUCCAUACUUUCUACCCAGAAUGCAUCACCAUUGCAGAGGAUGUAUCUGGCAUGCCCGGCCUCUGCAGACCCAUCACAAAGGGAGGGCUUGGCUUUGAUUAUCGGCUGGCCAUGGCUGUGCCAGAUAAGUGGAUCCAGAUCCUGAAGGAGCAGAAGGAUGAAGAGUGGGACCUGCAGAACAUCGUGCACACACUCACCAACCGCCGACAGCAGGAGGGAUCGAUCGCCUACGCAGAGAGCCAUGACCAGGCCCUAGUGGGAGACAAGUCUCUGGCCUUCUGGCUGAUGGACAAAGAGAUGUACACCAACAUGAGUUCCCUGAUUCCCAUGACACCCGUGAUUGACCGAGGCAUCCAGCUGCACAAGAUGAUUCGCCUCCUUACCCAAAGCCUGGGCGGGGAGGGAUACCUCAACUUCAUGGGAAAUGAGUUUGGCCACCCCGAGUGGCUGGACUUCCCCAGGAAGGGCAACGACGAGAGCUACAGCUACGCCCGCCGCCAGUACCACCUGCUGGACAUGGAGCACCUGCGCUACAACCAGCUCUACGCCUUCGACCGAGCCAUGAACCGCACCGAGGACAAGCACGGCUGGCUGGCCUCCGCACCGGCUGUUGUGACGACAUUGAACCAGGAAGACAAGGUCAUUGUGUUUGAGCGCUCCAAGGCUCUCUUCAUCUUCAACUUCCACCCCACGUACAGCUACAGUGACUACAGGGUCCCUGUUGGCCUUCCAGGGAAAUACACCAUUAAACUGGACUCUGAUGACGAACAGUUUGGGGGCCAUGGGCGGCUGUCACCCAACACUGAUUUCUUCACAGAGGACAUGUCAUUCAAAGAUCGACCCUACUCAUUCAAGAUCUACAUACCCUGCAGGACGGCUCUUGUUCUGGCAAACGAGGACAUCGAUUACUGUUAUUAGCCAUGGGAGCGGAGAAUGAAGAGGAGCGUUGGACCAAGCUGUAAUCACCACCAUCUGAUGGGUUCCAGGAAGUGUUGGUGUCCCUGUGGAAAAAAAACUAAAACCUCAGCUCUGUAACGUUACAACUGUACACCAAUCAAAGCUGAGACUGGCCCGAGCCAGGCCCUAAUCUGGGCCGGGUGCACUUUAGAGUUAGAUGCCAUCUAGUCAUCAGUGUUUGUUCUGUCCUGUCGUAUUCCAAAUCCACAUGGCUCGUUUCAACCUGGAAGAACAAAAUAGCCCACACUGAUCCUGCUGCAGUUGCAGUCACUGGAAAAGACACUUGUUGACUUACUCGUCCUAUAGAGGAAAUGUCUGCCAACAACUUCAUUUUACCCGAGGGGAUGAGUUCAAUGAGCCUAAUGUCAGCUGACAAACAAGCCCAAUUGCCAUUUGUGUAAAUCAGCACUUCUGUUAACAUACAGUAUGUGUGGUGGACAUAGGAAGUGAAUGAGAGAGAGGAGAAGUUGGGGUGACGAGAUCACUAUCACAUGUGGCAUGUUAGAUAGCUGUGGGGGAAAUAGGCUGAUUAGUGUGAGAAUACAUUUUUUUUCUUUUUAAAUCUAUCUGUUUUUCUUUUACUUGACUAUCACUUUUAAGGCAUAUGUAACAUUUAGUGAGGCUGGAUGGGUUGGUAAAUACAUUUUCUGGGGUAUAAUUACUCACAUUGGCAUGUUGGAUAGCUGUGGGGGGAAUAGGCUGAUUAGUGUCAUCAGAAAAGUUUUCUUAGAAAGAAAACUGAUCUGAAAAAGAAAAUCUGUUUUUCUUUAACAUGCCUAACACUUUGAGGGCAUAUCUAACAUUUAGUGAGGCAGGACGGGUUGGUAAAUACACUUUUCUGGAGUAUAAUUUUUCCAUGGAGUUGAUGUAGAUGAUAACAAGGCCAGACCUCUCUGACUGCAGAUGAUAUGAUGAAUACAUUUAGCCUUACUCUCUUCAAAGCUCGUUGAAAAUCCUAAGAUCAAUAUAACCCCUCUUCCUCAUUCCCUUCAUUCUGGCAGUGUUUGCUUCCCCUCUUCUCUCUCGCUUUCUUCAUUCACACCACACACACACACACACACACACACACACACGCACGCUUUUAACCCCACUUUCAUUUGCGGAGCUUUAAUAAGCACUGGUAAUUUGGAGCUCCAUUAAAUGUCUUACUUUAUGAGGUAACAUCACAGCGGUAUCGGAGCCUCUCGCUGUGAGCUGCUUCGGGGGUCACAUGACGAAUGAGCUGCCUGCUCCCUCAGGUCCCCCAGGAAAAAACGAUUAAAUGCAAGAGUGGAAGUAUGACAGCAGGGACAAAAAAAAAUCUCGUUUUAUAGUCUGAAUGGCCAAUUAUUCCUUUUCUCUAAUUAAUUCACUUAAUUUACAGAAAGUGAAAUCUAUUGUGGCACUUACAUUUCUUCAAUGAUCAUCUUGCCAUGUAAUGUGACCAUUAUUCAAUGGAGUUGACAUUGGGGUUCUUAGAGGUAGCAUGUUCCAUUAACAAACAAGUAUUGAGCAUAAUGAACAGUUCAACAUUCCCAAUGCCCUUGGAUGCAUUAAGAAAACUAUUCAUUAAUCUUUAGAUAAUAUACAACUUUAAAGGGCAGUGCUGUCUAUCGUAGGACAGUUCAGACAUUGGAAUUUAAACAGAUUAAUCACAAAUAGUUUCAAAUUUAGUUGAUGGCUUAUUAUUCUCUGGAAUAAUCAUAGGUAAGUCAUGAAAAUGUUCUUUUAUAUAUGUUUUCUUUACAUGUUUUUUUUUUUUUUUUUAAUAUUAGGAUGACCUGCCAUAGUUUUCUUUCACUCUGUAUUAUAGUUUAAUGGUUAAAUAAGUCACUGUCUCUUCCUCUCUGCACACUCACAGAAAACCCUACAGCACAUGUAGGGGAACCCUCAUAAUUCAGUGGCUGUUUUUCCUCUGGGAAAUAUGACGGCCCAUCUAUGUGAUGAUUAUUCUGUCUUAAAGACGUUUUGGGGGAACAUGACUAUAUGUACUCUCCUGGUGGUGCAAUAGUUGGAUGCAUUUCAGCCAUGUAUUGUGGAGGCUAGUGCCUACAAUAAAUAAAUAACUCUUACAAGAUUCUCCAAA
Molecule: messenger RNA, 4401 nt
Organism: Clupea harengus (Atlantic herring)
Lineage: Eukaryota; Metazoa; Chordata; Actinopteri; Clupeiformes; Clupeidae
Gene: gbe1a
Product: 1,4-alpha-glucan branching enzyme 1a
Biological process (GO): glycogen biosynthetic process
Cellular component (GO): cytoplasm
Molecular function (GO): hydrolase activity, hydrolyzing O-glycosyl compounds; cation binding; 1,4-alpha-glucan branching enzyme activity
Source: RefSeq, a predicted model, not a curated record